CUACGCUGUACCACUCCAUACCAGUAAGUGGCAGCAGAGCAUCACCUCGUUGUUUGCUAGCCACCAAAAACGUCACAAUAAGAAGAAGAAAAACAUCGUUCAACAUGGCGCGGGAAACAAGGAAAGAAAUUGAGAUGGAGACCCGCGGAGAAGUCGAGGAAGAGGCGGACAGUAUCCCUCCGUCGACUUUAAAACUGUACGAGACACAGUUUUUCGGUUUCACUCCGCAGACAUGUAUGUUGCGGGUCUACAGCGCCUUUCAGGACUGCCUGUACGACAUUUUACCCGUCGUGGAGGAGGUGUGUGUGAGGCAGCUGAGCAAAGGCGAGGCAGACGGGGCCGAGGAGCUGCUCCGGUCCCGAGCCAGGGAGUGUAGCCGUAAGCUGCAGCAGUGCCUCGAAGAGCGGUUCAAGCAGCAGUCCGAGCGAAUGACGUCGCUGCUGGUCAACCGCUGCUUCUCGGUGCCGCCUAAUGUCCUCCUCCCCGAAGACCAAUCACACAAGAAGUACCCCCAAGACGUACAGGAGGUGCUGAGGCUGGAGACGUCCAUUGUUGACCUCCAGAGAGCCUACGAAGCAGAAGUCUGCGCCAGACAGGCCCUGCUAGCUGAGCUGGAGGAGCAGAGGGAGGUGCAGAAGCACCUGGAUGAGAUCCUGGAGUGGGUCCAAGAGCUCCAGGCGGCCUGGGUAAAGGAAGGUAACGGCAGCUUUCACGAAAGUUUCCGACUGGUGAUGGAGUCCGUUAAAAAACUGCAGGACGCUGUUGGCGAGAUCUGCAACAAGGCGCCUCAUUGAACUGAACUCAAAUUUGUAAAAAUGAUACUCCAGAUGGAGAUCAUUUAGAAGAAGUUGAACAAUUUCACCCACUAAA
Molecule: messenger RNA, 870 nt
Organism: Etheostoma cragini (Arkansas darter)
Lineage: Eukaryota; Metazoa; Chordata; Actinopteri; Perciformes; Percidae
Gene: mis12
Product: MIS12 kinetochore complex component
Exons: 2
Coding region: 105-794 (229 amino acids)
Biological process (GO): mitotic sister chromatid segregation; protein localization to kinetochore; kinetochore assembly
Cellular component (GO): nucleus; chromosome, centromeric region
Source: RefSeq, a predicted model, not a curated record